This is a messenger RNA of Anopheles funestus (African malaria mosquito), 1174 nucleotides long. Its product is annotated as U-scoloptoxin(19)-Sm1a. The record is from RefSeq and is a predicted model, not a curated record. Lineage: Eukaryota; Metazoa; Arthropoda; Insecta; Diptera; Culicidae. The coding region runs from base 502 to 915 and encodes 137 amino acids. The transcript has 4 exons.
ACUCAUCACCACCAGUCAGUUGCUUGUUGGAACGGCAGCCUUUUGCAACGUUGAACCUCGAACCGAACUCGUGUCACCGCGUGUUGUGUCGAACCGAUCAUCGAACCGAUCAUUGUCACGUUGGUUACGCCGUAGGUUAAUGUUUGGUUGGCCCUGAAAUUUCGGCGCAACAGUACAACACGCCGUACAAAUAUUGUGUCACAUUGUGACAGGUGAAGUGGUUUAACAUCUUUUAUCAAGGUAGUAGUACUACACUGCUGUACACACAAACCGGCACCGCUUGACAUUAUCGAGCGCAUUGUAUCUGUUGAAGUGCUAGAUCUAAGUGAUCCCCCAAAAACCGUUGCAUCUACCUACGUGCUGUUAAACAUUGUUAGCAUUCCUCGUUGCUGGUACGCGUCUCGCCACAAUCUUUUCACUUCCGUCGCGUGUACUUGCGUGUGGUUCAUAAGCCAAACAAAACAAAAGUUGUGUAAAUCCCCUCUAAGCUAACAGUGAACUAUGAAUUCCAACGCCGUCGCACUGCUGCUGUUCGUAGCGCUGGCCGUCUGUAUCGGUGACAGUGCCGAAAUUCCACCGCUACCGGUACAGGACGACCAAACGACCGGUGGCGCAUCGUCCGCGGAAGCGCAAGAAUCAUACAUGGGUGUUAAGCUGUACAAAAUGGAACGACCCUGUGCAAUGCUUGGAGGUAUGUGCGUGAAAACCAGUGAGUGCAACUCCCGCCCAGCAAAGGAAGGUCUCUGCCCGGAAAAUGGACACCUAGGUGUUGAUUGCUGCUAUGAAGUAAAACCAGCGAAAAAUCUUACCUGCCACGAGUACCGCGGAGCGUGCAUGGAUCAAUGCGCCGAAGGAUUACAGCGCCCGUCCGUCGAUUGUACCGAUGGCCAAAAGUGCUGCGUUUUGGUUGGUUAAUUUUUGCCCUGUUUUUGGAUAAAUGUUUCGUUUGUUCGUAAUCCACCAUCGUAAAAGUAGCUGAAGCGUGGAGAAAAGAUUUUACGAAACAUGAAGGAUUGAUUGUUGCUGUCUGAUGUUUCUUCACAAAAAUCGAAACAUUCAAAAUUGUAUCUCGCUAAGGUUAGAGCAUCGGUUUUAGAGAUAAAACAUAUCAAAAGAAGCUAUUUAAAAACGAUAAAAAAUUAAAGCAUAAACCAAAGCAAAUGGGGUAUAUUCA